Molecule: messenger RNA, 1490 nt
Organism: Rhopalosiphum maidis (corn leaf aphid)
Lineage: Eukaryota; Metazoa; Arthropoda; Insecta; Hemiptera; Aphididae
Product: S-formylglutathione hydrolase-like
Exons: 6
Coding region: 300-1052 (250 amino acids)
Biological process (GO): formaldehyde catabolic process
Cellular component (GO): cytosol
Molecular function (GO): S-formylglutathione hydrolase activity
Source: RefSeq, a predicted model, not a curated record
CAUACUCGACUGCAUCAGGACCAGAAUUUUCGUCGAAAUUUUGCGUCACGUCAGUGGUCCAAUAACACAAAGCAGCAGCUAGAUAUGGUGUCAGAUAACCGGAGUUUCGGCGGGCAGCAAAAGGUCUACGAACAUUACAGCCAUAAUAUUAAUAGAACUCUGUACCGGUAACGAAAUUGUGAAUUGGUCAGAUACUUUUCAUAUGUAUCACUGUAUUUCAAAGAAAAGUAACAGAUUAAUAACAUAACGUUCUAUGGAUUUGGGGAUAUAGAAUAAUUAGUGCUGUGUUAAAUUGCCGCAUGAGAUUUUCUGUGUACGUACCAGACAAUUUGGAAAGACCAGCGCCAAUUUUAUAUCAUUUGAGUGGUAUGUUAUGUUCUGAACAAAGUUUUAUACAAAAGACAGGGUUUCAACGAUGGGCAUCACAUUAUGGAAUUAUCGUAGUAUCACCAGACAUUUGCCCAAGAGUUACUUUUGGUGUUGAAAAGAAUGAAAUUGAAGCUAAAGGCUUGUCAUAUUAUGUAAACGCUAUAAAAAAGCCUUGGAACAGGAAUUACCAAAUGUAUUCAUAUGUGAAUGAAGAGCUACCUAGUAUUAUUCAGGAGAAUUUUAAUGUCAACAAAGACAGGCAAUCAAUCAUGGGUCAUAGUAUGGGAGGUCAUGGUGCAUUAAUAAGUGCAUUAAAAAAUCCCGGAAAGUAUCGUUCAGUAUCAGCUUUUGCUCCAGUUUGUAAUCCAUCUCAGUCGCCUGAUGAACGAUACAUAUUAAAGUGUUAUUUUGGAGAUGAUUCAAAAACAAUGGAGGAGUGGGAUGCUACUUGUUUAAUAACUAAUUAUAAAGGACCAGCGUUAAAUAUCCUCAUACAUCAAGGAAAAAAUGAUCAAUACGAAGAAGAUUUAAGAUUGGAAAAUUUUGCAAGUGCUUGUGAAAAGGCAGAGAUUACAGUUUCAAUAAAUUUGGAAGAAGGAUAUGACCAUGGUUUUUAUUUCAUUUCAAGUUUUAUGGAACAACAUUUUCACCAUCAUUCUAAGUUUUUAUGUGAUUCUUUGUAAUUUAUUGUAUUUUAAGUAUUAUUAUGCUCAUAUAACGAGUGGUGUCAUUGACAUCAUUAUGGUGAGGGGGAAGGGGGAUUUGGGUGUUGUAUCCCCCCUAUGACCAUUUUUUUUUUAAAGACUGGCUAACUACAUUUAUUUACUGAUUUAAUAAUAAAUAUUAUUGUAUAUUAAAAUUUAAUAUUUCGUAAUUAUUUGUUUCUGUGUGAUUUUACAUGCAUACAUUUAUUGCACUGAAAAGAGAUGCUGAUAAUAAAUACAUUUUUUUUGGAGAGGGGUUAUAGGUAAAAUGUAAAAAUAUUUCACUCCUUUCCCCCGCCAAAAAAGAACAACUAAAUAAUGCCACUGAGAGGUGUGUCAAGGUAUAUCUUACCUAUAAACUUUACCAAAACUUUAUUUUAAUUUAUUUAUUUCGAAAAUACAUGGUCAAGUAGAUUG